AUGAGUAUAUACAGCGUUCACGAGCGCGUCGAGUUGGGGGAAGCUCACGGCGAUGACUACACUCACACGUUCAAGCCGGCAAAGCAUCAGCUGGCAAAAGUCAAAUUUCAACACUAUGUGAGGGCAGGAACUCGCACGGUUCAGGAGUUGAUUCUUCAACAUAAAAUAUUUGCAAUUUUAUUGAUGCUUUUAUUGUCGCUUUCUCUCUUCACAUCGACGCCGUUUAUCCCACAUUUUCGCCGCGGCGAUCCAAAAGUGGUGAUAAUUCUUGCUGCAAAUGAAGGUGGUGGUGUUCUCAAAUGGAAGGGUCCUCAAGAAUGGUCGGUGGAAAGAUCACUGAUUGCCAACAAAAAGCAGUACGCCAAGAGACACGGGUAUGCUCUAACCAUCAAGGACAUGACGAUCAAAAAACGAUAUUCUCACGAGUGGAGAGAAUCGUGGGAAAAGGUGGACAUUCUCAAACAAACCAUGAGACAAUUUCCCAAUGCCCAAUGGUUUUGGUGGCUUGAUCUUCACACAUUCAUCAUGGACCCGACCCGGUCGUUGGAAGAGCAUUUUUUGGACGAUCUCGAAGGUUCAACCUACCGUACUCUCGACAAACUCAAUCCUCUAAAUAUCCCAGUCGACAUUCCCUACGUCAACUACGACAACCCAGUGGAUAUGAUAAUAACACAGGACUGUGGCGGGUUCAAUUUAGGGCUGUUUCUCAUGAGGCGGUCGGCGUGGUCAGAGAUGCUUUUGGAUAGCUGGUGGGACCCGGCGUUGUACGAGCAGAUGCAUAUGCAAUGGGAGCACAAAGAACAGGACGCACUAGAAACGCUCUACCUGACCCAGCCGUGGAUCCGCGAGCGUGUGGGUUUCUUACCUCUCAGAAUGAUCAACGCAUUUCCUCCCGGAGCCUGCUCGGAUAAGGCCGACGACCCACAAUAUUUCUUCCAUCGCCACGACUUUGUCGUCAAUAUGGCAGGAUGUGAAUGGGGUCGAGACUGCUGGCAAGAAAUGGAGCACUACAAGGCGCUCAGUAAACAAAUUUACAAACCAUGGUGGCAUUUUUGGUAA
Molecule: messenger RNA, 1059 nt
Organism: Meyerozyma guilliermondii ATCC 6260
Lineage: Eukaryota; Fungi; Ascomycota; Pichiomycetes; Serinales; Debaryomycetaceae
Gene: MNN10
Product: alpha-1,6-mannosyltransferase
Exons: 1
Coding region: 1-1059 (352 amino acids)
Biological process (GO): protein N-linked glycosylation
Cellular component (GO): Golgi membrane
Molecular function (GO): glycosyltransferase activity
Source: RefSeq, a predicted model, not a curated record